AUGCAGAGCCUGUGGAUGCCACAGCCUGGUAAGGAGAUGACACGCCAGUCCCUGGUCCCCCGUGCCCCGUGAGCCGGGGGCAGGGGCCUGGGGGCAGUGCCGGUUCCCCUCGCUGGGCAGAGCGGGGGGUCUCUCCCUGUCCCCGAGCAGCAGCAGCAGCAGCAGCGGCCAUGGACAAGCUGCCCCCCUCCAUGCGCAAGAGACUCUACAGCCUGCCCCAGCAGAUCGGACCCAAGGCGUCGAUCAUGGACGAGGAGGAUGACAGCGACAAGGACACCCGCAGGAAAAGCAUCAGGCUCAAGCCACUGCCUUCGCCCUCUGCUGGGAGCACCCGGGCCCUCGGGGGGGACCCCGGCCGAGGGGGGGACCCCGGCCUGCUGGAGACGGAGGCCGGCGGCAAGGGCGCCAAGACCAGCACUAACGGGGACUGCCGCCGCUUCAAAGGGAGCCUGUCCUCGCUCACCAGCAGGCACCUCCACGACGCGGCCGAGGAGAAGCGGCUCAUCGGCGGCGAGGGGGAGCCGGCCUCUCCCGGGGAGGACAAGAGUCCCCCCGGCAGUGGGGAGCUGGAGCAGGGGCUGCCUGUGCCCCCAGCGCCCGCCUCCCCCCCGGAGCCCCAGCAGCCGCCCCCCCGGGCCUGCUCCUCGACCUCCAUCAAAGUGGAGGGAGGUGGAGGGUGCGACCAGAUCACCCCAGAUGAGGAGCAGAGGCUCGGCCAGGCCGGUUUCAUGCAGAGGCAGUUCGGGGCCAUGCUCCAGCCGGGGGUCAACAAAUUCUCCUUGAGGAUGUUUGGCAGCCAGAAGGCCGUGGAGAGGGAGCAGGAAAGAGUUAAGUCUGCCGGGUUCUGGAUCAUCCAUCCCUACAGCGACUUCAGGUUUUACUGGGAUCUGACCAUGCUGCUGCUGAUGGUAGGGAACCUGAUCAUCAUCCCUGUGGGCAUCACUUUCUUCAAGGAUGAAAACACCACCCCAUGGAUUGUUUUCAACGUGGUUUCGGACACGUUCUUCCUCAUCGACCUCGUCCUCAACUUCCGGACAGGCAUCGUGGUGGAGGACAACACCGAGAUCAUCCUGGACCCGCAGAGGAUCAAGAUGAAGUACCUGAAGAGCUGGUUUGUGGUGGAUUUUAUCUCCUCCAUCCCCGUGGACUACAUCUUCCUGAUCGUGGAGACGCGCAUCGACUCCGAGGUGUACAAGACGGCGCGGGCCCUGCGCAUCGUGCGCUUCACCAAGAUCCUGAGCCUGCUGCGCCUGCUGCGCCUCUCCCGCCUCAUCCGCUACAUCCACCAGUGGGAGGAGAUCUUCCACAUGACCUACGACCUGGCCAGCGCCGUGGUGAGGAUCGUCAACCUCAUCGGGAUGAUGCUGCUGCUGUGCCACUGGGAUGGCUGCCUGCAGUUCCUGGUGCCCAUGCUGCAGGACUUCCCCGACGACUGCUGGGUGUCCCUCAACCGCAUGGUGAACGACUCCUGGGGCAAGCAGUACUCGUACGCCCUGUUCAAGGCCAUGAGCCACAUGCUGUGCAUCGGCUACGGGCAGCAGGCGCCGGUGGGGAUGUCGGACGUGUGGCUCACCAUGCUCAGCAUGAUCGUGGGGGCCACCUGCUACGCCAUGUUCAUCGGCCACGCCACCGCCCUCAUCCAGUCCCUGGACUCCUCGCGCCGCCAGUACCAGGAGAAGUACAAACAGGUGGAGCAGUACAUGUCCUUCCACAAGCUGCCCGCCGACAUGCGGCAGCGCAUCCACGACUACUACGAGCACCGCUACCAGGGCAAGAUGUUCGAUGAGGAGAGCAUCCUGGGCGAGCUGAGCGAGCCCCUGCGCGAGGAAAUCAUCAACUUCAACUGCCGCAAGCUGGUGGCCUCCAUGCCCCUGUUUGCCAACGCAGACCCCAACUUUGUGACGUCCAUGCUGACCAAGCUGAAGUUCGAGGUGUUCCAGCCCGGGGACUACAUCAUCCGGGAGGGCACCAUCGGCAAGAAGAUGUACUUCAUCCAGCACGGCGUGGUCAGCGUCCUCACCAAGGGCAACAAGGAGACCAAGCUGGCCGAUGGCUCCUACUUUGGAGAGAUCUGCCUGCUGACGCGCGGCCGGCGCACGGCCAGCGUGCGCGCCGACACCUACUGCCGCCUCUACUCGCUGUCCGUGGACAACUUCAACGAGGUUCUGGAGGAGUACCCCAUGAUGAGGAGAGCCUUCGAGACCGUGGCUCUGGACAGGCUGGACAGGAUUGGCAAGAAGAACUCCAUCCUGCUGCACAAAGUGCAGCACGACCUCAACUCGGGGGUGUUCAACUACCAGGAGAACGAGAUCAUCCAGCAGAUCGUGCAGCACGACCGGGAGAUGGCUCACUGUGCCCACAACGUGCAGGCCGCCGCCGCCGCCGCCUCCACGCCCACGCCGGUCAUCUGGACGCCGCUGAUCCAGGCCCCGCUGCAGGCGGCCGCCGCCACCACCUCGGUGGCCAUCGCCCUGACCCACCACCCGCGCCUGCCCACGGCCAUCUUCCGCCCGCCCGUGUCCGUGCUGGGCUCCCUGGGCCAGCAGCCCAGCCAGACCCCCCGGCAGCUGAAGAGAUUCCAGUCGCUCAUCCCGUCCGCCGGCCCCUCUGCCGUGGGCUCCCUGUCCAGCACCCCGUCCCAGCUGCACACGCCGGGCGCCGAGACGCCCUCGUCCUCCUCCUUCCACAUCCAGCAGCUCGCCGGCUUCUCGGCCGCCGCCGGCCUGGGCCAGUUCCAGGUGGGGUCUCCUCCGGGGGGCUCCGGCCAGCCGGGGCCGAGCAGCACCUCCUCGGUGGGGCUGAGCCAGUUCCAGAGUGCACCCUCUGGGUCACCCUUAGGCGCAGCUCAGCCCCUGCAGCAGCAACAGCAGCAGCAGCAGCAGCAGCAGCAGCAGCAGCAGCAGCCAGCCCUCUCCAGCAGCGGAUUUGGGCACUUCCAGCAAGCCUCAGCCAGCUCCCCAUCGACAUCCCUCACCCAGCUCUCAUCAAACUCCCCUCCCAGCCUCCUGAACCAGUUCCAGCCCACCACGAGACCACUGCAGGGGGGACAGUCGCAGCAGCUCUCGGGCAGUGGGACCCUGGGGGGACUGAACCACUUCCAAGCCCCUCCUUCUUCCAACUCUCCAUCCUCCAGCCUCAGCCAGCUGGCGCAGGCCUCGGGCGGGCCGUCCGCAGGCCUGUGCCAAACACAUCCAAGUGCUUUAGGAUCUCUGACUGGAACGAUAGCCCAGCUCCACCAAGAGCGGCCUCCCUUCGCCUCCGCGUCCCCGCUCCAGCAGCCCGGCAUCGCCUCUCCCUCCUACACCCCUUCUGGCCUUAGUCCUCCCAGUCAGAGCCCGGUGGCCGCCAGAACUUUCCAGAGCGGCCCUGGCGGGGCCUCGGGCUCGCAGGGCUCGCUGCUGCUGCCGCAGCCCGCCAGCCCCCCGGCCCAGCCGCUGCCGGCGCGCGGCGCGGUGCCGCCGGGGCGCCUCAACCAGGACAUCAAGCUGAUUUCUGCGUCCCAGCCCUCUCUGCCCCAGGAGCUGGCUCAGACGCUGGGCCGCCACAGCUCUCCUCAUUCCUCCAGAGAAUCUGUUUCCAGCUUCUCCCCUUUCCCCGGCGGCGGGAGCGGACUGCUGGGGAGGCCGUGUAGCUCCAUCCCCGGGCGGGUGACGCUGCCACGCCAGAUGUCCUCAGGUUCUCUGCCACACCCGCUGGCCUUGGGAGCCGGCGCCGCUCCCCUGACUGCGGGCGGGCGGAAAGAGUCCAUAGUGCUCACGGGGGAUCUGGAGCCCGUCAGGUCCAAACUGCCCUCCAAUUUGUGAGGACUCCUGGAGGAGCUGCUCCUGCCAGCUCUGCCCUUCAGUUCCUGAUGAGUUCACCGAGCAAUUUGUUCUUUUCUUUCCCCCUGCACCACUCCUGCUUUUUUUUCUUUCUCCAUUUCUUUUGUUUAGGUUUA
Lonchura striata (white-rumped munia) is the source of this 3937-nucleotide messenger RNA. It is a transcript of the gene HCN4, whose product is annotated as hyperpolarization activated cyclic nucleotide gated potassium channel 4. NCBI's taxonomy places the organism in Eukaryota, Metazoa, Chordata, Aves, Passeriformes, Estrildidae. Gene Ontology annotation, biological process: sodium ion transmembrane transport; regulation of membrane depolarization; potassium ion transmembrane transport. Gene Ontology annotation, cellular component: dendrite; axon; HCN channel complex. Gene Ontology annotation, molecular function: voltage-gated potassium channel activity. The record is from RefSeq and is a predicted model, not a curated record.